This is a messenger RNA of Conger conger (European conger), 5843 nucleotides long. RefSeq names its product growth arrest-specific 7b (gene gas7b). Gene Ontology annotation, cellular component: actin filament; cytoplasm; plasma membrane. The transcript has 14 exons. The coding region runs from base 223 to 1662 and encodes 479 amino acids. Gene Ontology annotation, biological process: neuron projection morphogenesis; actin filament polymerization. Gene Ontology annotation, molecular function: actin filament binding. NCBI's taxonomy places the organism in Eukaryota, Metazoa, Chordata, Actinopteri, Anguilliformes, Congridae. The record is from RefSeq and is a predicted model, not a curated record.
GCGCAGGGGUGAGGACUGUGCACUCAGGUUGGCAACACUGUGGAGUGGAAAGUCUGGGAAUUGCGAGAAUCUGACGAUUUCUGGGUGGAUGCUCAGCCAUCCCGAUAGUAUUCAAAUAUCAGGAAACACAUGAAUAUCGACGGCUACUUUUUAAUUCGGUGACUGUUUCUCAGCUUUAAAAAAAAGAAAGAAAGCGAAGUAGCGAGAAUUCUGGUGUAGCCUAUGCAUGUAUUCGAUUUUGCUAUGGCUGGAGCCUACUGCAAAAGUUUAUACGCCUUCACUGGAGAUCAGCACCAACAAGGAUUGAGAUUCGAGGCUGGGGAAAUAAUUAAAGUAAUACAAGCAUCAUCUGGUGGUUGGUGGGAAGGAGAGAAAGAUGGAGUGAGAGGAUGGUUUCCUGCAAGUUACGUCCAGGUUUUAGAGAGACAGGCAUCCUCAAGCCCUCUGCCAGGUGAUGAACUGGGCAGAAACCCUCUCCCACAAGGCUGGAAGUGCUACAUGUCACCACAGGGACGCAGAUACUAUGUCAACACAGCCAACAACGAAACUACGUGGGAACGGCCAUCCAGUGCCCCCGGGACACCGAAGACCCCACUGAGACAAAAGAACUCCACACCCACAGUGAAUGGAUUCCACGGUUCUGGAAGCCCCCUGCACCAGCUGGACCUGACCCACAUGCGAAAGCCCAGCGGCGACCAGCAGAGCCCUGGGUCCACUUCUCCCACCAGGAAACAGACCAGGGAAACCACAAUCACCAUUAACGGUGUCACUUUUCCCCUGCCUAUGAAUAUGCCAGAACAGCAACUCUUAAAACCCAGUGAGUGGAGCUACUGCGAUUAUUUCUGGACUGACAAAAAAGACCCCCAGGGAAACCCCUCUGUGUCUGGCUUCGAGGUUCUGCUUCAGAAACAGCUGAAGGGUAAACAAAUGCAGAAAGAAAUGGCAGAGUUCAUCCGAGAAAGAAUAAAAAUUGAAGAGGAAUAUGCAAAGAACCUUUCAAAGCUUUCACAGAUUCCCCUAGCUGCACAGGAAGAAGGCACGUUGGGAGAGGCCUGGGCCCAGCUGAAAAAAAGUCUGGCUGAUGAAGCGGAGGUUCACCUCAAGUUCUCAUCCAAGCUUCAAAGUGAGGUGGAGAAGCCCCUCCUUACAUUUCGGGACAACUUUAAGAAAGACCUGAAGAAGUUUGACCACCACAUUACUGAUCUCAGAAAGCAGUUGGCUAGUCGGUACGCUGCAGUAGAGAAGGCCCGCAAAGCCCUGGCGGACAGGCAGAAAGACCUGGAGGUUAAGACCCAGCAGCUGGAGAUCAAACUCAGCAACAAGACCGAGGAGGACAUCAAGAAGGCCCGGAGGAAAUCCACGCAAGCAGGGGAUGACCUGAUGCGCUGUGUUGAUCUUUAUAAUCAGUCCCAGUCCAAAUGGUUUGAAGAGAUGGUGACUUCAAGUCUGGAACUGGAGAGGUUGGAGGUAGAACGUGUGGAAAUGAUAAGACAGCACCUGUGUCAGUAUACAACGCUACGGCACGAAACAGACAUGUUCAACCAAAGUACGGUGGAGCCAGUGGACCAGCUGCUCCAGAACGUGGAGCCAGCCAAAGACAGAGAGCUGUGGGUGAACGAACACAAAACCGGGCAAAUCCGGCCGGUGGACAUGGAGAUCUGAACGAGUCAGGCCUGGAGCCACACUGUCCUCCAGGGGCCACGCUCACAGAGAGGCAUGGGGUGCAGCUUGACUUCAGGGCCACCAGUGUCCCACAUCUCACAGGAACACUCCAAGCUCACAACCUGAGACCAUUAACACCAACACUGCACGGACUGUAACCAUGAAGAUGGUUACAUGGUGAAUAUUUUGGUGUCACUAUAUUUUUGGAUCAAUAUUUAAGGCAUUAGCCAAGGGUGUAUUCGUGACUAACUGGAAAUCUGGUCUUAAGAAUAUGUAUUAGUCAGUGUAUUAUUCACUUUACUGGGAGUAUAUGAAGGCUUUUUCAUGAAGACAUUCCUCAUUUAAGAAUUUGCUUGGAACAAAACACAUGGAUCAUUGAAGCAGUGGAUUUUCUGUAGGUUAUAUUACAUUAUAUUACAUAUAUUACAGUAAAUCCUAUAUGCUUUCUGUAUUAAAUUGAACUUAUCACUUCAUGAUUUUGACUGGGGAAAUCCUAUGCAUUUAUAUUUUAAUGCUUUCCCCCUUUUUCAUCCCUAUGUGUAAUGCCCAGUUGGCUCAUUGCUACAACCUCUGUUAUCUAUUCUGGAAGCAUUUGACGGAUCAUAUUCCACAACAGUUCACAGGAUACCCAGUCACCCAGUGGUGGUUGCAAGUGUGCGAUGAGGCAGUGUAAACACUAGAGCCAUUUUUAUGAGGCUCUGUGGGGCUACAGCUCACAAGCAGAUUCCAAACAGACUGUGGAGCCCUUCCCUGCAGUGUAGGUGUCUAACCAGGAUGAGCCACUCAGCACCUCCAGUUGUGCAUUUAAGCACAGCCCAGCAGAAAUUCUUCACAGAUACAACCCCUUGCUAAUUUCAAUUAAUCAGAUGGGUAAAACUCCACUUUGGACUAGGACCCAUAUGUGAAUUGUAAUAUCCAAAUGAGCUUUUACUGAUACAUUGCGUAGUCUCUUAUUUCCUGAUGUGUUUUGCUAAUUUCUGCCAAUUCACAAGGGUUUAAGUUGCUUCACUUUGUCAUUACCCCCAAACAUUGUCCUAAUGGAUGCCUUAUAUGUUGAUCCUAAUCUAUAGUUUAGUCAGUGUUUCAUAGACUCUUUUCAGCUCAUACUGAGACUGCUUGCACAUGCACACAGUCCAGCUUGCUCUAAUUGCCUGCUUUGCAAUACUGGUCACAGAGGAGUAUUUAAUUAUAAUUUCUUCCAGUGCCUUUGGUCUAAACAAGGAAAUUGAUAUACAGUUGUGCAGUCCCUUCUUUAAAUGUUUUCUUCACCCACACAGUUGACAUUAACGUGGCAGUCUUACUAUGUGUCUGUGCAUGGUUGCUUUCACCAUUACAGUGCAUUUGAUAUUCUCUGUUCCACUAUAUUAUCCACUGGCUUCACAAGUAAUCAAAAUAUGAAAAUAAUUAUAUGUAUAUUUUCUAUAUUAUAUGCAUUUAAAUAUAAAUAUAUUAGUGAAUUGUGAAAUGAAGUAAAGAAGGUUAACUCAGUUUCCUGUAUGCAUAAAUAGACAAUGUACGCACAUAUACAAACACAACUGUAAAUUAAUAAAUGUUCCCGUUAUACACUAUGUCCUGUUUAAGUUUGACAAAUGAUCAAAUGUGGAAGGCUGAGCAAACUAUUUCAGUAAUACCUCUCUCCGCCACUAAAAUCAACUAUAGUACUAUAUGCACUCUAUUAUUUUAUUGAGCUCCUAUUGAAACUUCUGCAUGAAUGCAAAUGAAUAACUAAGUAAAUACACUCAGAAUUCAUGAAGAGGUUAUUUCAGUUAAACUUUACAUGUGAUCACUACAUUCAUGUAUAGUAAUAAAACCUAUUUUAUUAAUUUUCAAAUGUUAACUUGCGGGCCGCGCAGGACUCAUUUUGACAUGAGGACACUUUAUAGUGGUUCAGGUGAAGGCACAUAGACUUCCAAGGCAGCUGCUGUUUUUAAUCAAGCACAGAUUCAGGGAAACUUCGUCAUUCACACAUUCUCAAUAUCAAAUCAGUCUGCAUGAAUGAUUCAUAAAGGCUUUCAGAAAGUUUCAUUAUGGAAUGACUAAAUGCCAAAAACAUACUUUUCACACCUUCCUGUGAUUAAAUACUUUGGUGAAUGAUUGCAGUUUUAAUCAUAGCCUCAAAUUAUGUAUUUGUAUUUCAUACAGAAAAUACGUGAUGUGGGUAGAGACAAGAGUAGAGACGGUAAUCUACAUUCAGUCCUCUAUAUUGAAUGUGGGAUUUCUAAAACUACAGGUGUACCCAUGUAAGUCAUUGCCAUAUAUUUCAAGUCUUAUAUUUACACCAUUAAAAUGUAGAAAAACUGGAUUCAACCUUAGCUUGUGAUUACAUUAUGUGAAGGCCAUAUAUAUUUUAAAUAAUGUAAGAAAAGUGUAGGGUGGGUUUAUAAGUUGGCUUGUGUUCCUUGUGUUAAUUCAACUAUAUGCAAGGCAAACACAUGCCACUAGAUUUCCUCAGUGAAAAGAUACACCUCUCAUUCAAUUGGUGCUAGCCCACUUGUAGAACUAUGGUCUGUACUGGUCCUUAUGCAGGUGCAGGUGGGUACAGUCAACUCAAGAGGCACAACAUAGAAUUUCCAAAAAAUUGUACAACAAAAAGAUUUAUCAGUCCAUGCAAGUACCACAUAUUAUUAGUUGAACAUGCAUGCUUCUGAAUGUCAACAAUGGUUUGUCAAUGCUCUGAUAUUGUCUGACAAUCUAAGGAUGCAAAAACUAGCUUCUAUGAAAUGUGAUGAUGGCUUUGGCACUGCUAGCAAACAACAUGCAGGUGUCAAAAAUUUGAUCUGUGGGGCGCUGCACACGGAAUGUCUCUGUGGUUUAUACGCCAUGGUGAUAAUCUGUGCCUACAAGAUGAAAUACAUGGAAAAUGUUUCUGAUAGUGUCGCCCUGGAGGUAUUAUUCCAUUUUAUCUCUAUUUGUUUUCUUUUUGUUUUGUGAAUAUUGAUUUUCUUUUGAGAGAGAGAAGCCCUUGCACUUUCAAACAGAUAUGCUUGUGUCCCCAGAGUUUCUAAUUUAAUUUUUAUUCUGCACUUGUCCAUUUUUAAUGGGUCUUUGAAAAACAAUUAACAUAGUUGUAAAUCUGCACAUUUUGCAUAAUUUCAUUGCAACUGUAACAUGUUGAUUUUAAUGUGCAACUCAAUGUAAUUUUAUACAGUAGCCAAUGAGACCAAAGAGGAUACUUCCUGGUCCAUUUUAAAGCAAAGCUCCCAAUGUACAAUUGCUAUGGCUGUAGUCAUUCAACUAAUUACAGCAUAUCUCAUUUCCAUUUACCAAUUACAAAUCAGGAUUUUUAAAAUGUCUGCCAUGGUACUGAACAACCAGGGCAUUUUCUGUACAGGCCCUCUGAAAACCAGUGACUGGAACAGAAUGUCGGCACAGUUGCCUGAGGUAACCGUACUUGUCUCAGGCUUCCUUGCUUGGCAUACUACGGAAGAUUAAACAUGGACGCACUGGUGAUGACUCAGACUGCUAACUAACGGAUAGAGUUGGUUUUUUUUUGGUUUUUUUUCUCACUCUGCUGAUUGUAAAUGACCGCGACUAUGCUGUAGGUUGAGCUAACGAUGUGGCAAUAGCAAAAGUAUAUCUGUACAGUAUGUAUUUCUCAUAAACAUGAUUCACAGCUUUUUUCUUUUGAUACUAUGGCUGCUCUGUUUAAAUACCGAACAGGGAUUUCCUUUCUAAUGAACCAUUCGUUAAAUUACAAUACUGUGCAAUCCAGAACAAAAAUAUACGCUCAGUGGUUGAAAAUUUACAAGAAAUUAUAUAUAUAGUAUAGAUGUGUUGCAAAACCACGUGCCGUAGGGGAGGUACAGAUAAUAUAUUAAACCUAUUUUACACAAUGCUUAUUUUUAUACAGAAAUGAACAGGAACACUGUUUUGUUCUUUAUUCCUUUUCAGAGAUUUUUAACUGGAUAACAUUUUCAACUAAGUUUAUAUUUAAUCAAUCAUUAAAUCAGCAGCUUUUUUUCCCAUCGAAUUACCAUAAGUAUUACUGAUGUAUAUGUUAUUACUGUUUCAUAUUGAUGCCUAAAUGUUGUGCAAAGUGUAAUAUUGAAAUCUGAUUAUGUUGGAAGUAUGUAACUAGAAAAUUGAAAGUUUUAAAAGAUUGUAAAUGAAGAUAUAACUGCUCUUCAGUGAAUGUUUUGCAUUACUAUAAAACAUAUUGAUUAAAUUGGAUGUUAAACCUA